This is a messenger RNA of Kluyveromyces marxianus DMKU3-1042, 1782 nucleotides long. RefSeq names its product Vps52p (gene VPS52). Gene Ontology annotation, cellular component: GARP complex. Gene Ontology annotation, biological process: Golgi to vacuole transport; retrograde transport, endosome to Golgi; endocytic recycling. Gene Ontology annotation, molecular function: syntaxin binding. The record is from RefSeq and is a predicted model, not a curated record. The transcript has a single exon. The coding region runs from base 1 to 1782 and encodes 593 amino acids. Lineage: Eukaryota; Fungi; Ascomycota; Saccharomycetes; Saccharomycetales; Saccharomycetaceae.
AUGGACUCUCUGUGUGACAUUUUAGGUUUUAAGGAGGCUUCUCCACCUAAUGGUGAAGAGUCUCUAAAUAAUAAAACUGAGGAUGAUGUUUACGAAUCAUACGUCAAAUCAUCAUCAAAUAAAGAGUACUAUUUGCAUCCUGGGCUCUUAAAAGAAUUAGAUGAUCUGGUUUCGAAAGAGGAGAAGUUAAGAACAUCUACAGAAGUUCUUAUACCUAACCUCAAAACAUACUUUGUCGAUUUUCACAACAAUCUAAAUGCCUUAACUAAAGACCUUGAUUUUGUUAAAGGAAAGUCGUCCGAACUAUCAUCAUUAUUAAAAAGUAACUCAUCCAGGUUAAAAGAUAUCAGUCCUAUUGUUAACGACUUAAUAAUAUCUCCAGAAGUUAUUGAUCAAGUUUUAAGGGGCAAAAUAGAUCAUAAGUGGUUGGAUUGCAUUGACUAUUUGAAUGAUAAACAAGAGAUAUAUCAUAAGUAUUUGGAAGAAACAGAUAAAGAAAAGCCACAAGACUUUGAUCAUUUGAACGAGGUUCUCCAAAUCCUUAAAGCAGUUUGUGUAGAGAGAUCAAAGAAAUUCAUAGUGAUAAGAAUAAAAAGACUAAGGGAUGGACAUCCUGUUCCGGCUCAGAGAAUUCAAGAAGAAUUGCUUCAGGUGAAGGAAAUAUACCAAAUGAUACACAAAACUAAACCUGAACUUGCACUUGGGUUAAGAGAAGCAUACUUGAAUACAAUGAAGUGGUAUUAUAAGACAUAUUUCUCGAGGUAUAUCAGAUCGCUAACAAUUUUACAAUAUGUCCAAAUAGACUCAAAUUUCGGUUUGGGCCAUGGACUUUCAAACACAUCUGUCUCAGGUUCAUAUGCCAAUUAUCUCUUUUCUGGCGGAAGAUCUCUUUUUGCUUCCCAAGUAACUUCUCGUAACGAUAUCACCGAUGAUACUAUUAAUGAUUAUUUCCAAAUCUCUAAAAGACUAGAUCUUAUUACUCAAGAAGAUAAGACUGUCAUGGUCUCCCAAAUAGCAGAAAAUAACCCUGUUGCUAAUUAUCUUGAGGUUGGAUUUAAGAAUUUGAAUUUGGCUAUUUUAGACAACUGUACUGCUGAAUUCCUAUUUUUGAAUGAAUUUUUCAGAUUGCCUACCGAUGAAGGAGAUGGAAUUAGGAAGCUUUUGUUGGAGGUAUUUCAACCAACCUUUGACAACGCAUUGGAAUUUACUCACCAUUUAAUAGACAACACAUAUGACAUCUUUGGUGUGCUGAUCAGUAUCCGAGUAGCGCAUCGGUUACAAUUCGAGGCUCAGUCGCGGCAAACACCCUGUAUUGACGACUAUUUAGAUGGCCAAUUGAUUCUUUUAUGGCCAAAAUUCCAAAAGCUUGUGGACUUCCAGUGUGAACAAUUGAGAUCUGUGGCUAUAACAACAAAUACUGCCCAUAUUCGAGGAUCAGAAAACCAUUCAGACCCAUUGGUGACACCUCAUGAACUAACAGUUCAAUUUUCUAAAUUCCUAUUAAGCUUACUUAAGCUCUCAUUGACACAUAAAGAGUUACUGGACGAAAGAUCAGAACCCCUUUUCCAUUCAAUAAAUAGAAUUCGCGAUGAUUUCGAAACGAUAAUGACCAAAUGCAGCAAGAAAAGUAAGAACGCUGAGAAGUUUUUGACUACAAACUACAUGUAUCUUUACAAUUCCCUUCAACAAUCUUUCUUGAAGUCUGAUUCUGAGAGGGAACCAUUGAUUCUUUCAGAGACCAAAGUACAUCUCUCUCAACUAAUCGAAGCAUAUAGUAAAUAA